Molecule: messenger RNA, 1602 nt
Organism: Plutella xylostella (diamondback moth)
Lineage: Eukaryota; Metazoa; Arthropoda; Insecta; Lepidoptera; Plutellidae
Source: RefSeq, a predicted model, not a curated record
UUAUACUUUUAUGCUGUCAAAUUGUCAAACACAAUAUUAUAUACAAACUUUCGGUACAAAAUUUAACGUCUUUAAACGCUUAAACAUCUCCAAGGCUUGAAUAAUUCAAUGAUUCGAGCUGGAUGCCAGCGGCCGCUAGCUUCUAGAAACGAGGGGAAACUCAAGGCAUAUGAGUCUUGUGAAGACUGCAGAGCAUGGAGUCAUGAUCGUAGUAAGAGGAGCCAAUACCUCAAGCAAUGGAUUAAGAGUGAUAUGACCAAGAGUUUUCUACCAGUCAGUUGCUUGGUUGGUUAUCUGGACAGCAUGACUCGUAAGGGAAGGGGAGACUUGACCCCGCGUUGCCAUCCGGACUGCAAGUCCAAAGUACUGCUCGACAGCAUCCAGGCGUCCUGCUGCGCCAUGCGAGAGUGCCUGAGGAAUGACGAGAAAUGCUCCAAGUAUUUUGUUGAGGAAGAAUUCGAAACCUCGCACUGGCCGUGCGAACGCUGUCUCGAGGCGUUGAAGGGAAUAAAAAUGUUAUGGAAGCUGAUUUCGGAGCGCAUAUUCCACGUGAAGUACUGCGCCGAUGACAGCGGCGUCCACUCGUCCCGGAGCACCAGCGUGCGCAGCCUCGCCAAGCACUGGCAGCGGGAGGUGAUCACGCAGACGCUGCUGGUCAGCAGCUUCCAGAGAGGAGACGGGGAAGGGAACUUGAGACGUCAUAGACACGUGGCCAGCCGCGUCAAGUGCAACAGUUCAGGGUCGAGCCGAAGCGUCCGGUACCGCGCGAAGGCAGAUGUGGAAACCAUAUCGAUCUGCAGCUACCAGAUGUGCCUGAAGCCUGCACUCAAACCUUCGUGUGAGAAGCCCCCAGUAAGAAGUAUAGGCUGCGACGCGUCCACCCGCGACCAAGACGAAAUUAAACAGUUGAAGAGCAGUCUCACCAACAUGCAGUGUCGGUUGGAGGCGCAAGCUCGGGAACUGGACCGAAUGAGAGAGGAGAAUAACUUGCUGAAAGUAGAACUGCAGAAAAAAGUUAAUGAAAUAAAUGCACUUCGGCCGUCGCGGCCGUACACCGCCCUGUGUUUGAAGAGAGACGCGGAUAAGAACAGAUUGAGGCCGUUCGAAGGGAGUAUCGAGGACUUUGGCUGCUCUCACGCGACUAACACCGACUCUGAAAUGGUUAUUACUUUGAAGAACUGCAAAAACAAGCAUUUCCGUCACGUGUCGUUGCUACAAGUGAUUCACAAGACCAACGAGCCCGUGUCCCCCGUCGUCAGUGAUUUUACUAUCAGUAAACCGAGCUUUCAACACGAAGAUCCACUGAAAUUACUUACCAAAGUACAAAACACGUUCGGAGCCAUUGUCCAAAGAGAAAUUAACAUGGCUUGCGACAAGAAGAAAUUUUCUAAGAAAUGCAGCAUUGACUCCACAUAUCGAGGGUUCCAUUCUGGCAAAGGUGCAUGCUCCUGCACCUCUAUCAGGACCUACAACCAAGGGCCUCCGUGCGCUGGAUGCCUGAGAUACGCCCCUGGCAGUAGUGAACCAACAAUAAGAUGAUUUGGGAACAAAAUAAACUGUGAGCGUUUUGUAAUCGUAUUUAUUUAUUAAACUAUAAAGUUG